Oncorhynchus kisutch (coho salmon) is the source of this 2641-nucleotide messenger RNA. Its product is annotated as CTD nuclear envelope phosphatase 1A. The record is from RefSeq and is a predicted model, not a curated record. Gene Ontology annotation, molecular function: phosphatase activity. The transcript has 8 exons. Lineage: Eukaryota; Metazoa; Chordata; Actinopteri; Salmoniformes; Salmonidae. The coding region runs from base 675 to 1412 and encodes 245 amino acids.
UCUGCGUUCCACGGGGACGUGCUGCGCGCAACCGUCAGUUUCGAAUCGGUUUGAGAAUACUUUUCUCCCCGCGGAAGUGACGGCAAGGCGGCUCGCAGUUCGAUUCCGGAUUUGCUAUAGACUGCAAGCAGUUUUCAUGUUGACGUUUGUUUGUUUUCCGUCAUUAUUUUUCUUCAGAUACCACGGAGCAAAUACGCGCACGAAUUACUGCUUUCAAAUUGCAAUGGCCUAAAGUUUUUAGUCAAGGGUUCAAUCAAGGUGGUGGUCAGCCUACCGAGCGAGCUAGCUACUAGCUUGUCAGCGAGACGAGCUGCGUGGUAUAUUCUGACCAUAGCUAGCCAGAUUGGCAUUGGAUAGCAGUCAUCGUGCUAGAGUAACUAGCUACUUCUGUUUUAGCUAUUGUUUUUAUCACACAAUUAUUCUGCUACACAAUGCCAAUGCAUUCCAAUCGAUGAGAGUUGUGCAGCAAGCGUGCAGAGGCUCUCACACGUUUGCUUGGUCUAGUUUGGUUGAUUUGGACGCAUUUGGUUCGUUUUGGAGAGGUUGUAGCGAAAGUAUACCGAUUCGACUCUUCGAAGCCUAGGCCGAACCAAAUUGGUCAACUUUGUUGAGAGGGCUGGCUUGUAGUCCCUUCAAUAUCCUGUUCCUGUGUGGGUCCCCGUGUGGUCGCCGACAUGCUGAAGACCCGACAGUGUCUACUUGGCAUCCGCACUUUCCUAGGUGUAACGUCCAGAAUAUGGGGCUUCUUCUUGUACAUUCUCAGGAAGCACCUACGCACGGUUAUCCAGUACCAGACAGUGCGGUAUGACACUUUACCCCUGUCCCCUAUCUCCAGAAACAGACUCAAUGCAGUAAAGAGGAAGAUUCUGGUGCUGGAUCUAGAUGAGACGCUGAUCCACUCUCACCACGACGGGGUCCUCAGACCCACAGUGAGACCCGGCACACCACCAGACUUCAUCCUCAAGGUAGUCAUUGACAAGCACCCUGUCAGAUUCUUUGUACAUAAAAGGCCGCACGUCGACUUCUUUUUAGAAGUGGUCAGCCAGUGGUAUGAGCUAGUAGUGUUCACAGCCAGUAUGGAGAUCUAUGGCUCGGCAGUGGCAGACAAGCUGGACAACAACCGGAACAUCCUGAAACGCAGAUACUACAGACAGCAUUGUACGUUGGAUCUAGGUAGCUAUAUUAAAGACCUGUCAGUAGUACACGACGACCUGUCUAGUAUCGUCAUCCUGGACAACUCGCCUGGAGCUUACCGGAGCCAUCCAGACAAUGCAAUACCUAUCAAGUCCUGGUUCAGUGACCCUAGUGACACAGCACUCCUUAACCUGCUGCCUAUGCUAGAUGCACUUAGGUUCACCGCUGACGUCCGGUCCGUCCUCAGUCGAAACCUCCACCAGCACCGGCUCUGGUGAUUGGCUUAUUCUGCAGGGAGGGUUUGGCUGAUUAGCCCUCUUUUUAAACCCCUUCCCCUUGCCGGCUCCCAUCGCUCCUCUGUUUCCACGCAGUGGACCUCUCCCCUCACCCCUCUCAGAAGGGGACAGAGGAGAGGAGAGGAGAGUCGCAGCAUAACAUGAAACCAGGGAUGAACAGAGUGAGAUCUGGAAGGCCAGGAAACGACUGGGGGGAAAGCCAGCUUUUCUUUUUCUUGUUUUCGCUUCUUUAUUUGUAUGUUUUUUUUUUUUAAACAAAAUGGAGUCUCAGCCUUACAGUUCCUGAUACUGACUCUGUAUGUACGCAUGGGGCUGCGUUUGUGUACGUUUAGUUGGGCGAAUGCUCACAUUUGUACAUCUUGCUAAACUUUUGACGUUACAAAAAGAGAAGGAACAGCAAGGCAACAAACGAGACGAACGAGACAAACGAGAAAGUUUCCACCUUUUGCUUCUUACCCUGGUCUCUGCACAACAAAAACAACAGCAAUGGCCUGUAAUUUUACACACUCUCUACUUGGUACUGGACUUUACUUCACUUAAGACAGCCAAGAGCAACCAGAAAGGAGAAAAUGGACAAUGAAAAGUUUUGAAUGGGGGGUUUUGGGGGAAUAUAGGCCCUAUCAAUCAAGGUCAUUCGUGUGUCAGGGGUUACCGAUGAUUGAGUUAAGACGUUCCACAUAACAGAUCUCUGGAUGAAUUAUAAAACAGUCUAAUUUGUUUUAUCAAAUGACUGACAUGAUCAUGUCUAUCUUGGAAGUGUUCCCCCAAAAAGGCUUGUAGGAUACAUCAAGAUGGAAGGAUGGACUAAAGAAGUUAUGAAAGAAAAUAAUGGUUAAAAAAAAAAGACUUAUUUGGAUGGUGGAACCUCACUCUUUAAAUUUCUCAUCUUUCAGUUACCGUGAUGUGUAUCGUAUGACCUGGACAUCUCCGUUAUUGCAAAUCUUAUGCCUGAUACCAUUUCUAUUUGAGAUUUGCACUUAAUUUCUGGAUUUUUUUUUCUUUUUCUGCUGCUGAUUUGAAGCAGAAUGAGCCACCUGAAUGUUUUACCUGCUCCCUUGACUGUAUUGGUACCAUUGUCCGCCACCUCUGUCUUUUCAAUGCCAUUUGAACAAUUUCAAACUUGUCAAGGUUCCAGUCAUGACUGCUUCUUUUUGAUUCAGUCCCCAGGUCUGUGUUACUAAUAAAACACUUGUCAGUGUCGACCACUUUUA